Molecule: messenger RNA, 1459 nt
Organism: Jatropha curcas
Lineage: Eukaryota; Viridiplantae; Streptophyta; Magnoliopsida; Malpighiales; Euphorbiaceae
Biological process (GO): negative regulation of abscisic acid-activated signaling pathway
Source: RefSeq, a predicted model, not a curated record
GAUUUCUUCUCCUUGUAAAUCAAGAAAUUCAAGCAAUCAGGAUUUUCUACUAGCAAGAAUCAUCCAUGGAGUCACAAUGGAAAGAAAGAAAACCAAAAUCUAGAAGUUGUUAUUCAAAUCAAAGAGAGCUCAAACUUAUCGAUUGCUUGAUUAACACAGAUGAUAACAAUUCAUCUAAAGCUCAUCGCGACGAUGAUGUUUUUGCAAGAGUUUUCUCAUGCAACUAUUGUGAAAGGAAAUUCGAUAGCUCUCAAGCACUUGGAGGACACCAAAAUGCGCAUAAAAGAGAGAGAAUUCUUGCGAGAGGACAAGUUUUUGGUGGCUACCCUUAUUUGCACCACCAUUGUUAUCGUUCAAGCAUGGCUACCGUCUCUCUUCCUCUUAAUAGAAUUAAACUGAACUCAACUUUUCAUUAUAAACAUGAAAGCUUGAACUUCUCCAGGCCAUCGAUGAAACAAGAAGCUCAAGUAGCCAUGAAAAAGGUGUCAAAGGAGAACUGUACUUUAAAUGCAACACCAUCGUCACUUGCAAAUGUUGGUACGUUCCUUUUACAGAAGACUAUUUUAGGUUCAGAUUCCGCAGCUGAUGAGCAGACAAUUUGUAAUUAUCUUUCAAAUACUAAUGGUCAAGAUGAUAUACUUGACUUGUCCCUUAAGCUCUAAGAUUUGUUACUCGUUUUGUAGUCAAUCUAUGUAUGACACAAAAAGCAAAGGCAUCAAAAUAGCCCCAAACAGCUUAAAAUAGAGGAACCUAAUUAAGUAUUUAUAAACUAGUGUAACUCUUGAUAAGACUUUAAAAAUCAGUCGAACCAAUUUAAGCUGAGUAAUAAUAUAUUGAGUUUGAGCUCGGCUCAAUAAAGAUUCAACUCAUUUAUAAUUUCUAGUUAAAUUCAGGUUCAAGCCCGAACUAACUGUUUUCUAAUAAAGCCUCAAUAGCUUACAAGCAGAGCAUCAAUUAUUUACAGCCAGGUCCUGGGUCCGAGGUUUAAGACCUGCACCUACACCUAUUUGCUUUAAUACCUUUAACUCUUCCAGAAUCUCGUUUUCCUUGCCUCUUCGCCCCUGGGCAGGGAGAGGAGGGGGCAAUUGCCCCCUUCUUUUUUAGCCUUUGGGGGUGGGUAAGUGCAGUUGGUGGAGAAACAAGAUGCUGUUGUGGGUUUACAGGAAAAGUUACAAAAUAAAAUAACUAGUUUACAUAUGGGUAGUUUUUGUCCGACUUAAACAAAAGGAAAAACACAAUAGCAAUGCAUAUUCAGUGUGGUAAUUUUCAAGGUUCUAGAUUUGCAUAUCCAAUGUAUGAAGCAAUAAUUAAUAAAGGGAUAAACUAGAUGAAGACACGAUGCUGUUUUAUUCUAUAGCUCAUUGUCAUUAGCAAUCAAAUCAAGAGGAAAGAAUGUAAAAAAAAAAAAAGAAAGAAAAGCAAAGAAUUUUCUCAUCUAUAAAGGAUAAAAAAAAAAAAA